This is a messenger RNA of Drosophila erecta, 1471 nucleotides long. RefSeq lists its product as uncharacterized. Bases 496 to 1299 code for a protein of 267 amino acids. Lineage: Eukaryota; Metazoa; Arthropoda; Insecta; Diptera; Drosophilidae. The transcript has a single exon. The record is from RefSeq and is a predicted model, not a curated record.
UACGCAUUCCUUUUCAUAAUCAGAUCCCCGUAGGUCUCAAAUCCCACAUCAUGUUCGUUAUUUGUCAGCUGUUGGUCUAGAAAUUUUUUGUCUUUCCGACUCGAAAGUUUUCACCUUUACCCGUCGAACGCUCCUCCGGCAAAAGACACUCAAAAUUCAAUGUUUGCUUGAAAUCCAAAGCCCGUGCUUAGAGCGUAGUGGAGUGGAGAGGAGUUGCCGCAAUCCUGAGUUCGAUCCCGAAUCCGAGGACCAAGUGCUGUUAACAGGAUCGAUCCCCAGAUCCCCAGAUAUCCUCACACGUGCGCCUUUAAGCCGAAGGGUGGUCGCACUCGUGAAUUAUGUGACAGCGGCACUUCGGGGACAGCGCCAGGGCCGGGUUUACCACUAGGUCUCCGGAGCACAAGGAUCCGGAAACGAAACCUGAGAUUAAGACGUCGAGACCACAGAGGACCGAGGAGCAACAACCGAUCCCCGGGCGAUAAAGAACCCGGUGCCAUGGCCAUUCACGAGCAGAUCGACAACCUGAACAUCUGGUGGUUCCCGCGCGACUUCUGUCAGUCUCGAUUCGGAGAGUUCCAGCAGAGCGGCACCAACUCGUGCACCCUCAUUUCCCUGAUUCUGGCCGACAAAGUGGCUAAGGCGGAAAGGUUCUAUCACAGGGUCUCCGAUCUGCCGUUACGGGGAUGGGAGCUCUUCGGCAACGCCAUUAACGACGGGAACAAUGUGUACCACAAUGUGAUUACCACUAACACGCCGCACCCCAGGAAUCGCAACCUCAACAUUCCGGAUGCGAUCGCCGCCAUUCGGUCGCAGCACAAGAUGAACUUCCGGCUCGAGGAGUGGUUUUACACGCACAUGGAGGCCGAUCCCAGCAGUCCCAUGUACAACCGGAACGUGGCGGUGCAACUGUCGCGGAUUUUUCAGAUCACGCUGCAGGUGUUUCAGCAGGCCAACGUGAGGGACAAUACACCCACGAACCUCUUCGCCGCCAUCAUUGCGGACAGUCGAACGGUGAUGGUGACCUUCGAUUUCCGGUCCUCAAUCGUCGCCCUCUUCGACUCGCACCAACACGGCCGGGAUGCGGGCGCCGUCUUCGCCCAGUGCACGCUCCAAAACAUGGACGACCUGCUCUUCUGGUUCAUCAGCAUGUUACACAACGUCUACUCCAGCCGGCCCGCACUCUUCGAAAUAUCCUUCCUCAGUUCUCAACCGGGGGUGGCCAAGCGCAUCCCGCCGGCCAUCAAGAAGGUUGCCGGAGACCUGAAGAAGCCGGUUAAGUUGAACUUCCCCAAGCCAUAGCAUUAAUCAUAUUGGCAAGACAUGGAUCUAGGCGCGGGCUAACACUUCGGAAACCAUUUCUGGGACUAUUUACGGUCAAAAUCUCAAGUUUACUAUAGCCAAAUUUGUGUGUUAAAGCGUUUAACCAUUAAAUUCCAAAUUCUUAGUUGACCAGCAACUAAUAAAUAACGAA